Messenger RNA from Amborella trichopoda, 1466 nucleotides. RefSeq names its product alfin-like 6 (gene AL6). Gene Ontology annotation, biological process: regulation of DNA-templated transcription. The record is from RefSeq and is a predicted model, not a curated record. NCBI's taxonomy places the organism in Eukaryota, Viridiplantae, Streptophyta, Magnoliopsida, Amborellales, Amborellaceae. Gene Ontology annotation, cellular component: nucleus. Gene Ontology annotation, molecular function: transcription cis-regulatory region binding; transcription coregulator activity; histone binding.
ACUCUUCUCACCAACAUUCAUUCAUAAGGACGGUCUUCAAAACCCAUCCCAAAUCUCCUCUCUCUCCAUUCCUUCCUCUCUCUCCUCUUCUCUCUCUGAGCUUCCUCUCUCUAGAGCUCCCUCUCGUUACUAUCAGAUGAAGAACACAGAGCAGUACUUUUUUAAUCCAGUCUCCGUUGAAAAUACCCCUAGUUAAACUUCUCUCUUUUGUAAAAGCUCUCUGGAAACACUUCUCCCUCCCUUCCCCGCCUCUCUCUCUCUCUCUCUCGAGUUUGAGAGUAGAAUCUCACCUUUUUGAGGAUUAGGGCUAAAACUAGACUUGGGUUUUCUGCAUUGAAAUGGAAGGAGGCUCGGGGCAUUACAACCCACGCACUGUCGAAGAAGUAUUUAAGGAUUUCAGAGGUCGUCGAGCUGGAAUGAUCAAAGCUUUAACCACUGAUGUUGAAAAGUUUUAUCAGCAAUGUGAUCCAGAAAAAGAAAAUCUGUGUUUGUAUGGAUUGCCUAAUGAGUCGUGGGAGGUUAAUCUGCCUGCUGAGGAGGUGCCACCUGAGCUACCUGAACCUGCACUUGGGAUAAAUUUUGCUAGGGAUGGGAUGCAAGAAAAGGAUUGGUUAUCUCUUGUUGCUGUUCAUAGCGAUGCAUGGUUACUUGCUGUGGCAUUCUACUUUGGUGCACGCUUUGGGUUUGACAAAAAUGAUAGGAAGAAGCUGUUCAACAUGAUGAAUGAUCUCCCCACCAUCUUCGAGGUUGUUACAGGGGCUGCCAAGAAGCAAGCUAGAGAGAAGUCAUCAAACACUAACAACAGUGGCAGCAAGAGCAAGUCCAGCGUGAAGGGGCAACCCCGGCCAUCUGAAUCUCAAACAAAGGUCUUGAAGGCGGCGCCCCCAAGGGAUGAAGAGGAAAGUGGAGAUGAGGAGGAAGAAGAGGAUGAGCAUGGCGACACACUGUGCGGGGCUUGCGGAGAGAACUACGCAUCAGAUGAGUUUUGGAUAUGCUGUGAUGUUUGUGAGAAGUGGUUCCAUGGCAAGUGCGUCAAGAUAACCCCUGCACGGGCAGAACACAUCAAGCAGUACAAGUGCCCCAAUUGCAGCAACAAGAGGGCUCGAGCCUAAGUAGAAAAUGGGGGUAGCGUAAGGAGGAGAGGUGUGGAAAACCAAUUCAAAACCUCUUGUUUUUGGAAAGGCAAUCAGGCUAUCUAUGAACAAAUGGUGAUCAGUUGGUUUGAGCUAGGACUUCUAAUUUUGAGACUUAUGGUUGAUCCACAUUCAUCUAAAUUGUUGGUUUUUUCUUCUUUUUUUUGGUUCUUUUUGUUUCCUUAGUUUUCGCCUUUUGUUAUUAACAAUGGAAAUUGGCAGGUUUGCCUACCCCUUUUCCAUGGUUUAUGGUUUUCUUUUUUAGCAGUUCAGUUUAUACUGGUUCCCUUAGCUUUAACUGGAGAAAUACCCUUUAACUGUGGUCCCAAAAUA